This is a messenger RNA of Alternaria infectoria, 363 nucleotides long. RefSeq lists its product as uncharacterized. NCBI's taxonomy places the organism in Eukaryota, Fungi, Ascomycota, Dothideomycetes, Pleosporales, Pleosporaceae. The coding region runs from base 1 to 363 and encodes 120 amino acids. The transcript has a single exon. The record is from RefSeq and is a predicted model, not a curated record.
AUGGCCGACUCAUUACACACUGUUGUCGAACGCGAUGGCAUCCUUCCCAAUAUCGUUUACAAGGUCAGCAUUCCCAUGACAGACGCCGCUUGGGUCAGCUACAACCAAGUUCUCGCUACAUUCGGGUUCGCCAAUGGUGUGAAUGACAUGCUCAUUGCGGGCUCCGACAAUUUCGACAAGUACACAUACAUGAUCGAUGAUGUGAGCGCAGAACACGAGCAAGGCUGGAAGGUACUAGCGAGUUCAAGUGAGAGGAACCUCGACAUGGCAAGACUUUCGCAAGAGCUGGUGCAGAUCUGGAAGAAUACGUGGAUCGAGAAUGGAUCUGGCUAUGUCGGAGUGGCCAAGGAUAUUGUGCAAUAA